Molecule: messenger RNA, 1677 nt
Organism: Oryza brachyantha (malo sina)
Lineage: Eukaryota; Viridiplantae; Streptophyta; Magnoliopsida; Poales; Poaceae
Product: chaperone protein dnaJ A6-like
Exons: 8
Coding region: 212-1483 (423 amino acids)
Biological process (GO): response to heat; protein refolding
Cellular component (GO): cytosol; cytoplasm
Molecular function (GO): ATP binding; Hsp70 protein binding
Source: RefSeq, a predicted model, not a curated record
CUCUCGCUGCGCCGCCGCCGAAACCCCACACGCCUCCUCCUCCUCCUCCUCGCACCGUACCGCAGCCUUGGCGCGAGGGGGGCUGGGCUCUUGCCUCCACGGCGGCUGCGCGGCGGCGCGUCUACCUUGCCGUCCUCCGCUCUGCUGGGCCGUCGUCUAGAUCUGAUCUAGGAGUGGUCGCCUCUUCUUCUGCAAGCCCUUUUUAUCAGCCAUGUUUGGACGCAUGCCAAAGAAGAGCAACAAUACCAAGUAUUAUGAGGUGCUCGGUGUAUCCAAGACAGCAACCCAGGAUGAGCUGAAGAAGGCAUACCGUAAAGCCGCCAUUAAAAAUCACCCUGAUAAGGGUGGAGACCCUGAGAAGUUCAAAGAAAUUUCUCAAGCUUACGAGGUUCUCAAUGACCCAGAAAAGAGGGAUAUCUAUGACCAAUAUGGUGAAGAUGCACUCAAAGAAGGGAUGGGAGGAGGCAGCAGUAGUGAUUUCCAUAGUCCGUUUGAUUUGUUUGAGCAGCUUUUUCAGGGUCGCAGUGGCUUUGGAGUAGGUAGAGGGCAUAGACAAAAGCGUGGCGAAGAUGUGGUGCAUACUAUGAAGGUUUCUUUAGAAGACUUGUACAACGGUACUACCAAGAAACUAUCCUUGUCACGGAAUGCUCUGUGCACAAAGUGCAAGGGGAAAGGAUCCAAGAGUGGGGCAGCAGGAACUUGCCAUGGUUGUCGUGGUGCAGGAAUGAGAACAAUAACAAGACAAAUUGGGCUUGGUAUGAUCCAACAGAUGAACACUGUUUGCCCUGAAUGCAAAGGAUCAGGUGAGAUGAUAAGCGAGAAGGAUAAAUGCCCAAGUUGUAAAGGAAACAAAGUAGUCCAGGAGAAGAAGGUCUUGGAGGUUCAUGUGGAGAAGGGAAUGCAACAUGGACAAAAGAUUGUAUUCCAGGGUGAAGCUGAUGAAGCUCCUGAUACAGUGACAGGAGACAUAGUUUUUGUCUUGCAACUUAAAGACCACCCAAAAUUCAAGAGGAAGUCUGAUGACCUCUUUAUUGAGCACACAAUCUCCCUGACCGAGGCUCUGUGUGGCUUCCAGUUUGUUCUAACCCAUCUUGAUGGCCGGCAGCUUCUAAUCAAAUCUAAUCCAGGGGAGAUUAUAAAACCUGGUCAACACAAGGCCAUUAAUGAUGAAGGCAUGCCUCAGCACGGCCGCCCUUUCAUGAAAGGGCGUCUUUUUGUCGAAUUCAAUGUGGAGUUUCCUGAGCCUGGUGCACUCACUCCUGGCCAAUGCCGAUCUCUUGAGAAGAUUUUGCCACCACGACCGGCGGGGAGUCGGUUGUCAGACAUGGAGCUAGAUCAAUGUGAGGAGACCACCAUGCAUGAUGUCAACAUAGAAGAGGAAAUGAGGCGCAGGCAGCAGCACAGGCGGCAGCAGGAAGCAUAUGAUGAAGACGACGACGAGGAUGCUGGACCUGGACCUAGGGUACAGUGUGCCCAGCAGUAAGAACAGUCCGGCUAUUUGGAUUAGACGUUUGGCGUCUCUUAUCACCCAAAGAUUGCGGUAGCUGAGUUCAUUCUAUUGUUCUUUUUUUUUUAUGUAUCCCCCACCUUAAGUAGCUGAUGCAUGUUAUGCUAUUAUUUUUGUUUGUUGUCUCAAGAUUAAGGAGCUUGCUAUUGGUCAUAAUGAUGCCGCGGCCU